This is a messenger RNA of Colletotrichum siamense, 1614 nucleotides long. RefSeq names its product Cytochrome P450 monooxygenase yanC (gene yanC-1). The record is from RefSeq and is a predicted model, not a curated record. Gene Ontology annotation, molecular function: heme binding; monooxygenase activity; oxidoreductase activity, acting on paired donors, with incorporation or reduction of molecular oxygen. Lineage: Eukaryota; Fungi; Ascomycota; Sordariomycetes; Glomerellales; Glomerellaceae. The coding region runs from base 1 to 1614 and encodes 537 amino acids. The transcript is spliced from 12 exons.
AUGGGCGGUACUGUUGCGGAAUCACGUGUCGUCGAGAUGGUCUUGAAUAAUCCUGCCCUCGCGAUCUUGGGAGCAGUCAUUCUUGGACUCGCUGUUUGGGUACGAAGAAGAAAAAAGUCGACGAAGAGAUUACCGCCACAACCACCUGCCACACCCGUCCUCGGACACCUGCCGGAGCUGAUCCGCGAGAACAAGACGAGGACGUGGCAUUUGCGGCUGAAUGAGUGGGCGAGGACGUAUGGGCCGAUAUUCGGGGUCAGAUCCGGGUAUAUUGUUGAUUAUUAUAUCAACUCGGAUGUGAUGGUGAAGGAAAUAUUCGACAAGAAGUCUGCGCAGACGGCGGACCGGCCGACGUGGAUCAUGUCAAGCACCAUUCUGAACAACGACUUUAACGUGCUGUUCUUGAAGGCGAGCGACCCGACGUGGAAGAAUCAACGCAAGGUUAUCAACCAGCUUGUGACGAAUGUCCAAAAGGCUGACGAGAUCAUUCCGUUAUUGGAAUACGAGACUUUGAAGUUCCUUCAUGAGAAUGUUACGGAUCCCAAAGGCGGUCUUGCUGGCGCGAGACUGUAUCAAGCCAUCGGGAGGUACACGUACAGCGCUUUUGCAACGGCUUUUAUGGGCAUGGAUAUUCCCGAUACGGACGAUGCCGUUAUCCCGUUCAUCAUGGAGGCUGAGACGCAAAUCAUCAACACGUUUCCGGGCAUGAACGUCAUCGACCUGAUGCCGUCACUUGGAAAGCUCCCCAUGUUCUUAAAGCCUUGGGAGAGGAGGGGGCGCGCAAGGUAUCGUAGAGAUCUGGCUUGGGCGAUGAAGAGACUCGAGGCUGCUCAAGACCGCCUGGCAAAGGGCGAUCCGUCUUUGGAAAACACGUUUUGGGGCUCUGUCCUGAAGUCGGACGAUCUGAGGGGGAUGUCAUGCAAAGAAGAGGUGGCCAUUCUGGGGUUGUCGCUCAUUGUCGGAGCUGCGGAUACGGUGGAUCGAGUCGUUGGCGAGAGGAUACCCGUCUAUGAUGAUCUCAAGAGCAUCCCCUACCUCCGCAUGAUGAUGAAGGAGCUCUGGAGAUGGCGGCCUCCGGUGGCCCUCGGCCAUCCUCACAUUACCGCGCGAGAUCUCCAGGUUGGGGAGUAUUGCCUGCCGAAAGGCGCGAGGCUUCAUGUCAACGCAUACGCCAUAAGCCACGACCCCGCGAGACACGAGGACCCAGAGCGUUUCUGGCCGGAGAGGUUCAAGGACGACGAGACCACGACGAUGGAGAGCAUGAACCACCAAGACCCGACGAAGAGGGAUCACUUUGCGUUCGGGGCCGGCCGACGCGGUUGUCCGGGAUACCACGUCGCUGAACGGUCUUUUGUGAUCACCAUGAUGCGCAUCCUCUGGGCAUUUGAUAUCGCUCCGGCGCCGGGGACCAAGUCGACGUUGGAGUUUGCUGACUACGCCGGCGAGUUGCCCGGAAAUCCUGCGGAGGAUAUGCCAGUGAAGUUGACGUACAGGAGCGAAAGUCGGAAGAAGAUCGUCAUGGACUUUUUUGAGAGGGAGACUGCGGCUAGGCCGGCUAUGAUGCCGUUGAAUAUGGGCGAGAAGAGCAUACCCAAACCAGAGGAAUAUUUGUAG